CGAUUCACUCGAUCAUUUUUUGCACAUUUUCCACUUCCUGUGGCAAUCUAGCUUCCGAAAUCGCAAAUACGGGUCACAUACCGUGUUGAAUUCAAUUCAAGUCGUGCCCUUUUUUUUAUUAUGAGUUUAGGGUUGGUCAAUUUGACGAAAUACUGAAUGGUAUGUUACAGGUAGGUUUUGGGUGUGCAUGUGUUAGGAAAGCUGUUGGUGAUCUUCUGGGCUACUUGUAUUUAUGGGGGGACCAGGAGACGACAGUAAGAAUGACCCAAUUCUUGAAGUUAACGACGAAUUAAAGCAACAAGAUAAUAAAGGAGGAGCUGAAGGGAGCAGUGGAGGUAACAAGGCAAAAGCUGCAAUUCAGUCCACCGCUCGGGUUGGUGGGGAGAGAGAUAAUAUGGCUCCUGCUUCUGGGAAUUCAAUCCACCGCUCAGGUUCUCGACCGCAGCUUGAUCUAAGCAAAGCUGCCAUUCAGGGGAGUUCUGAGGAGAGGGAUCCUACUAUUCUGUUGCCUAAUCAGUCUGAUGAUAUUUCUCAUCUUGCCCUCGAUAUCGGCGGAUCUUUGAUAAAGUUGGUGUAUUUUUCACGACAUGAGGAUUAUUCAAAUGACGAUAAGAGGAAGAAGACUAUCAAGGAGAGGUUGGGUAUAUCCAAUGGGAACAGGAUAAGCUACCCUGUUCUUGGUGGGAGACUUCAUUUUGUGAAGUUUGAGACAAACAAAAUAAAUGAGUGCUUGGAUUUCAUCCAUUCCAAGCAACUUCAUCGCAGAGAAUGCUAUCCAUGGAAUCCCAAGAACCUACCUUUGGGAAGCGGUAUUAUCAAGGCCACAGGGGGUGGGGCAUAUAAAUUUGCAGACUUGUUCAAGGAAAGGCUGGGCGUUAGUAUCGAGAAAGAAGACGAAAUGGAUUGCCUUGUUGCUGGAGCAAAUUUUUUGCUCAAGGCUAUUCGGCAUGAAGCCUUUACUCACAUGGAGGGUGAGAAAGAGUUUGUUCAGAUAGAUCCUAAUGACUUGUACCCGUAUCUUCUUGUUAAUGUUGGAUCUGGUGUCAGCAUUAUCAAGGUUGAUGGGGAAGGCAAGUUUCAACGUGUCAGUGGGACUAAUGUUGGUGGUGGCACCUAUUGGGGCUUAGGAAGACUUUUGACGAAGUGCAAGACCUUUGACGAGUUGCUAGAACUCAGUCAGAAGGGAGAUAAUAGGACCAUUGACAUGCUUGUCGGUGAUAUUUAUGGUGGUACAGAUUACUCUAAGAUUGGCCUCUCUGCUUCGACAAUAGCUUCUAGUUUCGGCAAGGCGAUAUCUGAAAAUAAGGAAUUGGAGGACUACAGACCUGAAGAUAUUUCCUUAUCUCUUUUGCGAAUGAUUUCAUAUAAUAUUGGGCAGAUAUCUUAUUUGAAUGCCCUCCGUUUUGGGCUUAAGCGGAUAUUUUUUGGAGGAUUCUUCAUUAGGGGUCAUGCAUAUACCAUGGAUACAAUUUCUUUUGCUGUCCAGUUUUGGUCAAAAGGAGAGAUGCAAGCAAUGUUCUUGAGGCAUGAAGGCUUUCUGGGUGCUUUGGGUGCAUUCAUGAGCUAUGAGAAGCAUGGCUUGGAUGAUUUAAUGUCGCAUCAGUUGGUUGAGAGGUUCCCGAUGGGUGCACCAUACACUGGAGGAAAGAUUCAUGGACCGCCUCUUGGCGAUCUGAAUGAGAAGAUUUCAUGGAUGGAGAAGUUUGUGCUUAAGGGAACUGAAAUCACUGCUCCUGUGCCAAUGAUUCCUUCGAAAACAACUGGACUCGGAGGAUUUGAAGUUCCCUCAUCCAGAGGUAGUGCUCUGAGAUCUGAUGCCAGUGCGUUAAAUAUUGGUGUUCUCCAUCUUGUUCCCACAUUGGAGGUUUUUCCAUUGCUGGCUGACCCGAAAGCGUACGAGCCUAACACGAUUGAUCUAUCAGAUCAUAGUGAACGAGAGUACUGGCUCACUGUGUUAUCAGAGCAUUUGCCAGACCUCGUUGACAAGGCUGUGGCAAGUGAAGGUGGAACUGAGGAUGCCAAAAGGCGUGGUGAUGCUUUUGCUCGUGCUUUUUCUGCUCAUUUAGCAAGAUUAAUGGAAGAGCCAGCAGCAUAUGGAAAGCUGGGCUUAGCAAAUCUUUUAGAACUCAGGGAAGAAUGUUUGAGGGAGUUCCAAUUUGUCGAUGCCUAUAGAAGCAUCAAGCAAAGGGAGAAUGAGGCCUCGCUUGCUGUUUUACCUGAUUUGCUUGAGGAGCUUGAUUCUAUGAGUGAGGAAGCAAGGUUGCUUACGCUUAUAGAAGGUGUUCUAGCUGCAAACAUAUUUGACUGGGGAUCACGGGCAUGCGUGGAUCUAUAUCAUAAAGGCACAAUAAUUGAGAUAUACCGAAUGAGCCGUAACAAAAUGCAGAGACCGUGGAGGGUAGAUGAUUUUGAUGCUUUCAAAGAAAGGAUGCUGGGUUCUGGAAGUGAGAAGCCUCAUCCACAUAAAAGAGCUCUGCUCUUUGUUGAUAACUCGGGAGCAGACAUCAUUCUUGGGAUGCUUCCACUUGCCCGUGAAUUUCUCCGGCGUGGGACUGAAGUUGUGUUAGUUGCAAACUCUCAUCCUGCUCUAAAUGAUGUGACUGCUAUGGAACUUCCCGAUAUUGUGGCUGAGGCUGCCAAGCACUGUGACAUCCUCCGGAGAGCGGCUGAAACGGGAGGCCUACUCGUGGAUGCGAUGAUAAAUCCUUCGGAUGGCUCGAAGCAGAAUUCUGCUUCACCGCCAUUGAUGGUUGUUGAAAAUGGAUGUGGAAGUCCUUGCAUUGAUCUGAGGCAGGUCAGCUCUGAGCUUGCAGCCAUGGCCAAGGAUGCUGAUCUUAUUAUCUUGGAAGGAAUGGGAAGAGCACUUCAUACCAACUUCAAUGCUCGCUUCAAAUGCGAGGCUCUCAAGCUAGCGAUGGUGAAGAAUCAGAGGCUGGCGGAGAAGUUGAUAAAAGGGAACAUAUAUGAUUGCGUAUGCAGAUACGAGCCUCCAUGUCGCUGCUAACAGUGUAUGCAAAUAAUCGCAUCAAAUCAUUAUUGGACCGUUGUAAUGAUAAUGGUAGAAUAAAAGUGUAAGUUAUGCCCCAUUCCAUCUUCCUGUAUUAUACAGUGAUACGAUUAUUUUAAAAACCUUGGAAUUGUACGAACCUCAUGAACAACGCAUAAUGUCUCUUUAAUUCUGUAUUU
Tarenaya hassleriana is the source of this 3186-nucleotide messenger RNA. RefSeq names its product pantothenate kinase 2. Gene Ontology annotation, biological process: coenzyme A biosynthetic process. Gene Ontology annotation, molecular function: ATP binding; pantothenate kinase activity. The coding region runs from base 233 to 3004 and encodes 923 amino acids. The transcript is spliced from 22 exons. Gene Ontology annotation, cellular component: cytosol; nucleus. NCBI's taxonomy places the organism in Eukaryota, Viridiplantae, Streptophyta, Magnoliopsida, Brassicales, Cleomaceae. The record is from RefSeq and is a predicted model, not a curated record.